UAAUGGGCAUUUGAAAUGGCAUCGGAACAAUCAAACUUUACAUACAUACACAGCUGGAGUGGCGUAUAAUGAAACCACCAACUACCGAAUGACAAUAAAAUCCAAUGAUCAGCAUCAGACGUUAGUGUUGGAUAUGAUGCUGUGGUGUGCUCAAGGCUGGUCUGGAGAUCAGUGUCAACAUCGAUGUCAUUCUACUUCAAAUAAAAUGUGCAACAUAGAUGGAAAACUUGUUUGUAAACAUGGGUAUGGUGGACACUAUUGUGUGGAUAUAAACGAGUGUAGCGGCCAGUCCCCUUGCAGAAACGGUGGUACGUGUCAUAACACAAGAGGUUCGUUUAUAUGUCAAUGCCGGACAGGCUGGACAGGGCCAACGUGUGAGGUCGAUAUAGAUGAAUGUGACCUAGGUUACUGUACAAACGCCACAACUUGCACAAACAGCCAGGGAUCAUUUCACUGCAGAUGUCAUAGAGGAUUUCAUGGUAGUAAAUGUACUGACACAAAUGAAUGCAGGAUUCCAUUUAAACUCUGCCAACAUGAAAGCACCUGUCUCAAUCAAUAUGCAUCAUUUACUUGCAGAUGUAGUGAAGGUUAUUCUGGUGCCAGAUGCGAAAACGACAUAGAUGAAUGUUCCUUAUCGAUAUGUAGUCCACAUAGUAACAAUUGCACAAACACUGUCGGCAGUUACAGUUGUAACUGCAAAGCUGGUUGGACAGGAAAAAAAUGUGAAAAUGAUAUAGAUGAAUGUAAAAGUAAUCCGUGCAAUAAUGGAACAUGUAGUAAUACACCCGGUAGCUAUAAAUGUAAUUGUUAUCAUGGGUAUACAGGAAAACACUGUGAAAAUGAUAUAGACGAAUGUAAACAUGAUCCUUGUAAACAUGGAACAUGUAGCAAUGUUAUCGGUAGUUAUAAAUGCAACUGUUAUCAUGGAUAUACAGGAAUAAACUGUGAAAAUGAUAUAGAUGAAUGUAGAAGUAAUCCGUGCAAUAAUGGAACAUGUAGCAAUACACCCGGUAGCUAUAAAUGUAAUUGUAAUCAUGUGUAUACAGGAAAACACUGUGAAAAUGAUAUAGACGAAUGUAAACGUAAUCCUUGUGAAAAUGGAACAUGUAGCAAUGUUAUCGGUAGUUAUAAAUGCAAUUGUUAUCAUGGAUAUACAGGAAUAAACUGUGAAAAUGAUAUAGAUGAAUGUAAAAGCAAUCCGUGCAAUAAUGGAACAUGUAGUAAUACACCCGGUAGCUAUAAAUGUAAUUGUAAUCAUGUGUAUACAGGAAAACACUGUGAAAAUGAUAUAGACGAAUGUAAUAAAAAUAAUCCUUGUAAAAAUGGAACAUGUAGCAAUGUUAUCGGUAGUUAUAAAUGCAACUGUUAUCAUGGGUAUACAGGACGAAAAUGUGAAAAUGAUAUAAAUGAAUGUCAGGAAUAUCCGUGCAUGCACAACGGAUAUUGUCUGAAUCUAACUGGCGGAUAUGUUUGUCAUUGUCCGGUAGGAUGGACGGGAAAGAACUGUUCCGUUGAUGUCGAUGAAUGCAAUACGAUUUAUCCGUGCAGAAAUAAUGGAAAUUGCAGAAACACAAAAGGAAAUUACACAUGUCAGUGUCUUUCAGGAUGGUCUGGGCAAAACUGCAACACAAACAUUACAAUAUCUGCAUCUACCGCGUUGACACUCGUAAGCAGUACACUAUCUUCCACAAGCAUAUUGACAGAAACAAGCAGUGCAAUAACUUCAGCGGCCAUGUUAACAAAAUUAAGCAUGACAACACCAGCACCUACCAUGUCGACACUGACAAGCAGUAUAUUAUCUGAACCUACCACGUCAACACGUACAAGCAGUGCAACAUCUGUACUUACCAUAUUGAGACACACAAGCAAUUCAAUAUCUGCAACUACCACGUCGUUACUAAAAUUCAGUUCAACAAAUGCACCAAUCACCAUGAUACUAAUAAGCAGUGCAAAGCCUACAUUGACACUAGCAAGCAGUGCAACAUCUGCAGCCAUCAUACUGACACCAACAAGCAGUUCAAUAUCUGCACCUACCGCGUCGACACUAACAAGCAGUGCAAAGCCUAACGCUGCCAUAUCGACACUAACAAACAGUACAAUAUCUGCACCUACAACGACGACACUAAAAAGCAGUAUAGCAUCUGAACCUACCAUGUCGACAGUAACAGACAGGAGAACAACUGCAUCUAUCGCUUGGAAAAUGACAAGCAGUGCAACAUUUGCACCUAUCACAUCGACAAAAAUGAGUAGUGCAUCAUCUGCACCUGUAACAUUGGCGCCAACCAACAGUACAACACCUACAAUUGCCUCAUCUCCACUAACAAUCAGUGCAAGACAUACAGCUGUCUCAACGAUAUUAACAGGCAGUAAAAUACCUACAGCUACCACAUCAACACAAACAAUUAGGCCAACACCUACAAUGGCAACAUCGACUCUGGAGAUCGGGCCAACACCUAUAGCGACCAUAUCGGCACAAACAAUCAGUGCAACACCUUCAGGUACCACAUCGACACAAACAAUCAGUGCAACACUUAUAGCUGCCACAUCGACACAAACAAUCAGUACAACACAUACAGCUACCACAUCAACAAUAAUAAGCAGUGCAGUAUCAGCACCUACGACGUCAACACUAACAAACUGGGAAACAUCUGCACCUACCGCUUCAAAUCUACAAAUCAAUUCAUCUUUUUCACCAGUUGCAAUUACGCCAACACCUUCACCGGCCACAUCGAUACAGACAAUCAGACCAACACCAACAGCUGCCACACUGACACAAACAAUUAGUGCAAAACCUACAGCUACCACACUCAUACAAAGAAUUAGUGCAACACCUACAGAGGCAACAUCUACGCAGACAAGCAGUGCAAAACCUACAACAACCACAUCGGAACUUACAAGCAGUACUAGCUCAACUGUCUCUACAGUGACCGACUUUGUAGUUCAACUUGCAGAUGCCUUCAACCCCGGAUGCACGAAUUCAGGAUGGAAUGUUACACUGGACUUGGCAAUUCUAAAACAGCUUUACCCGGAUAUAACAUCCAACCAUAUAUACUUUGGUGAUAACUCGUGCCGCGGGAAACAGGUGGGAAACAAAUUAAUAUUUCAGCAUGGAUUCACGGACUGUCUUACAGCUGAACGGAUCUCGGGCGACACGAUAUUAUACGAAAAUAAAUUGUUCUACGCAAUUUACGACCCUAUACAUCCAUUCAUUAUCCGUCAGCACAAAUGGACAUAUGGUGUUGAAUGUGACGUCAGCCGUAACGAGGCUACGUCAUCGCAUGUGCACCAUGACAUUGACGCUAUACAUUCUGCAGUAUCAAGUCAUUAUGGAAUAAACAUGACAUUCUUCAAAGAUCCAGGCUUUAUGAAUGAACUUCCUGGAAAUCCUUUACAUACGAACGUCGGUGACGAUGUCUACGUCAAAGUUUUCACGUUGGCAACAGACUGGAAUAUUAAAAUGAGGUUACAGACAUGCUACACCAAACCAACGGAGGUCGCAGCAGAUAUGACAUAUUACAUCAUCGCUGAUGGAUGCGAAGUAGACAGUAAUACCCACAUCAUCUCUCAGUCUACCCACGAGACGAGAUUCGUCUUCCAAGACUUUGAGUAUUCUACAAACGGCGAGGGUCUCAACAUCUAUUGUAAUGCCACGUUUUGUGAAACUAAAGAUUAUUCUCCAGGAUGUGCACAGUCUUGUAAAUCUUUUGGAACACAGGCACUUGUUGGAAAAUAGACCACUAUUAUAUCUAUCAAUCGAGUUUCGUCAAUUUAUAACAUCUCAUUCUAUAUCAAUGUUUAAGACCAUUAUUCCAACAUGGUAUUACAUGAAAUGGACACGUGUAAUUGAACACUUUAUAAAAUUAAAGAAAGGCAUUGCUCUGUAUUGUUGUUGGGAACAAAUCACAAAAUAUCUUAUAAGACAUGUUACGAAAUAUUAUCAUACAUUGUUCUUUAUAAUGUUGAAUGAAUGGAAGCCCAUUCAAAACAUUAUUGAUUUCCACUUUUAAGAAUAUCGUAGAUCAUACAGCUUUUCUACAAAUAAAUCAAGCAAAAUACCAUUAUUUUGCGACGUACGUUAAACUAGCAAGAGAAAAAUAGAGAAAUAAUUUCUACAAAUGUUGGUAGAAUCUGAAGUUAACAUUUUUUACAAUACUAUGAGGCAGAAACUUCUUGUGCCCAAUUCUGUUCUUGUGCGUUAGUGGUCAUAAGCUUUA
Mercenaria mercenaria is the source of this 4214-nucleotide messenger RNA. Its product is annotated as sushi, nidogen and EGF-like domain-containing protein 1. Gene Ontology annotation, molecular function: calcium ion binding. The coding region runs from base 89 to 3733 and encodes 1214 amino acids. The record is from RefSeq and is a predicted model, not a curated record. NCBI's taxonomy places the organism in Eukaryota, Metazoa, Mollusca, Bivalvia, Venerida, Veneridae. The transcript has 7 exons.